This is a messenger RNA of Maudiozyma saulgeensis, 1077 nucleotides long. NCBI's taxonomy places the organism in Eukaryota, Fungi, Ascomycota, Saccharomycetes, Saccharomycetales, Saccharomycetaceae. The record is from the annotation of a GenBank genome assembly.
AUGGCUUAUCCAGAAACUUUUUCAGGUAUUGCAAUCAUUGAUAACAAGGAAUACAAACAUCCAAAGAAGGUUGAUUUUGAACCAAAAGUUCUCGGUGAUUACGACAUUGAUUUAAAGGUCGAAUGUUGUGGUGUUUGUGGUAGUGAUCACCACAUGGCUUGUGGAUUUUGGGGUGAAUCUGUUAAACCAACUGUCUUAGGACACGAAGUUAUCGGUACUGUUGUUAAGUUAGGUCCAAAAUGUAAUACUGGUCUAAAAAUUGGUGACCGUGUUGGUGUUGGUGCUCAAGCUUUCGCUUGUUUAGACUGUGAACGUUGUAAAUCAGAUAAUGAACAAUAUUGUAGAAAGGUUGUAUGGACUAUCGGCGCUCCUUACGCUGAUGGUUACAGUAGUAAAGGUGGUUUCGGUAACUACGUUAGAUUACAUGAACAUUUUGCUGUUCCUAUCCCUGAAGGUUUAGAUUCUGCUACUAUUGCUCCUUUAUUAUGUGGUGGUAUUACUGUUUACUCACCUUUAUUGCGUAACGGUUGUGGUCCAGGUAAGAAAGUGGGUAUUAUGGGUAUUGGUGGUAUUGGUCACAUGGGUGUUAUGCUUGCCAAAGCUAUGGGAGCCGAGGUCUAUGCUAUCUCUAGAUCCAACGCUAAGAAAGAAGACGCUUUCAAGCUAGGUGCUGAUCACUACAUUGCCACUAAGGAAGAACCUGACUGGGCCACCAAAUAUGACGACACUUUUGAUCUUGUUGUUAUCUGUGCUGGUUCUUUGACUGAUAUUGAUUUUAAUGUCUUACCGAAGGCAAUGAACAUCGGUGGUAAGAUCGUUUCUAUUGCCAUUCCAGAGGCCUCUGAAAAACUAACAAUGAGUCCAUUUGGUCUAUUAGGUGUUUCCAUUUCAAACUCUGGUAUCGGUUCAGUGAAAGAAAUUAAGCAAUUAUUGCAAUUAGCUAAAGAAAAGGAUAUCAAACCUUGGGUUGAAAAGAUUCCAAUGGGAGAAGAUUCUCUUGGUGAAGUAUUCGCCAGGAUGGAUAAAGGUGAUAUUAAAUAUAGAUUCACCAUGGUCGAUUAUGACAAGGUUUUCUAA